GGGGUGAGUUCCUUCGUCGUCGUCCUCCACUCCACCCUUCUACCCCUCUCUACCCCGGUAGUGCAGUGCUGUGGAGCGCAGGGGGUGAGCAGAGCAGUCGUCCAUUUCGGGUCGGGGUAACAGCAGGAAUAAUCACGAUAACCAGGAACACGAAGCCAUCAUGUAGGAGGAGGAGGAGUUGGAAGAGAAGGAGCACGGAAGACGACGACUGCGACCAAGACUAGACAUCAAAGAGGAGGAGCAGGAGCAGGAGGACGAGGAGGAGGAGGGAGGAGAGAGGAAGAAGAAGGGAGGAGAGAGGAAGAAGAAGGGAGGAGAGAGGAAGGAGAAGGGAGGAGGAGGAGGAGAAGGUGGACUCGGAAGAGGAGGUGGAGCUGCUGCAGAUGGUGGCUAUGGCGACGACGGGGGAAUUUGCAAUGGCGUGUUUCAUGUAGAGGGUAGAGGCGAGUCGACACACAGAGAGGCGAGGGAGCCGCGUGCUUCUUAUUGCGCUUGCCUGCCAUGGCCGCAGGGACAGUGGGAAUGGGCCCCCAUAGAGCGCCGGACUCGCUGCGCCGCUUGCUGGAAGGAUCUUCACAAAAUCUGGCGAAGCAUGUGGAAGAGGAGGCGCGGGACUUGGGUGGGGAGGCCUUCACACGGUUUAUGGAUAAUCUGUAUGAUAAGAUUCAAACUCUAGCGGAGAGUGAUGAAGUUAGGGAUAAUCUGGCAUGUGUUCGUGCCAUACGCGAACUCAUAGAUUUGCAGCUUGGAGAAAUUGCCACGAAAAUUGCAAAAUUCGCCAGCAACCUGCGGCAUAUUUUCGAGCACAAGACGGACAGCGAGGUUCUGGUCAAUGCUAGCAGGGCACUCGGCCACUUGGCUGCUACUGGCGGUGCUCUUACUGCUGAUGUUGUUGAAUACCAGGUCAAGAAAUCUUUGGAGUGGCUUCAAGAACCGCGUGUGGAGAAUCAUCGUUUUGCUGCUGUUCUAAUUUUGAAGGAAAUGGCAGAGAAUGCCCCGACAGUGUUCAAUGUGCAUGUCUCGGACUUUAUAGAGGCCGUUUGGGUGGCUUUAAGGGAUCCAAAAAUGCAAGUCCGAGAGGCUGCUGUUAAGGCCUUGAGAGCCUGUCUUUGUGUUAUUGAAAAGCGUGAGACUCGGUGGCGCGUUCAAUGGUAUUAUCGCAUGUUUGAAAGAACCCAAGAUGGACUUGGUCCAAGUGCAAGUGUGGAGAGUAUUCAUGGUUCUUUGCUUGCAGUUGGGGAGUUGCUACGGAACACUGGAGAAUUCAUGAUGUCUCGCUACAAAGAAGUAGCUAGUUUCGUGCUCAAGUACCGUGAAAUCCGCAAUCCAUUAGUGCGACAGAGCAUCACUGCAUUGUUGCCAAGGAUAGCUCACUUUCUUCGUGAUCGCUUUGUGUCAUCUUAUCUUAAGAUAUGUAUGGAUCAUUUGUUGAAUGUCAUGCGUAAAGCUGAUGAGCGUGAAAGUGGGUUUCACGCAUUGGCUGAAAUGGCUAGUGCUGUUGGCAAGGAGUUGAAAGAAUACCUGCCUAUUAUUAUGAGCAUUUUGAAGGAUGCGAUAAAUCCUCCUCGUCGUGGACGGCCUUCCCUAGAGGCAGUAGCCUGCGUUGGUGCUCUUGCAGAUGCCAUUGGACCAGACAUGAAGCCUUAUGUUGAGGGUUUACUUGAUUCCAUGUUUGCUUUGGGUCUUACUCCUACUCUUGUGCAUGCUUUGAAGCAGAUAUCUUCCAGGAUAGAUUCCUUGUUACCAGUGAUUCAAGAAAGACUUCUUGACUCUAUUUCAUUUGUAUUGGCCAAAACGCCGUAUCGGACAACACGAGGAGUUACUCCUGUUGUGCGGCCCUUGAAAAAUGCAUGGAUGCCUUCUACUAUGGACAUUUCGGGACCCGCUUUAACUCAGCUCGCACUGAACACUCUAACUAACUUCGAUCUUCGGGGUCAUGAACUUUUGGAAUUUGCGAGAGAGGCGGUUAUUGUGUACUUGGAGGAUGAUGAUGCAGCUACUAGGAGAGAGGCUGCUGAGUGUUGUUCUCACCUUGUGGAACACUCUUCUAAGAUUGUUGAACUUAUUGCCAUUACACCUGUAGUUGUAAAUACUCGCAGUGGUCGCACCACAGGUGUAGGGAUACGCCGCCGACGACUUCUUAUUGAAGAGAUUCUCGAGAAGCUGUUAGUAGCAGCUGUGGCAGAUCCUGAUGUGGGUGUAAGGAAAACAGUGUUUUUGUCUUUACACAAAUACCACAGUUUUGACGAGUAUCUCGCCCAGGCAGACAGCCUUCGGGCAAUCUUCAUUGCCCUUACAGACGAGGCUUAUGAAGUGCGGGAGCUCACUAUAACCAUGGCUGGUCGUUUGGCUGACCAUAAUCCAGCAUAUGUACUUCCAGCAUUGCGUCGACAUCUUGUUCAGCUCCUGACAGAUCUUCGACACAGUGCUGACAGCAAGAGUAGAGAAGAAAGCGCAAAGCUGCUUGGCUGCUUAAUCAAGGCUUGUGAACGGCUUAUGGGUCCCUACAUAGAUCCGGUUCUGCGGACCCUAUUGGAAAAGUUACAGGAAGGUUCUGUUGGAACUGGAAAUAACGGUGUCAUUGCUGGGGUCCUCGCAACUGUCGGGGAUCUUGCCAAAGUGGGUGGUUGUACGUUGAGACGUUAUAUGCCUGAUCUAAUGCGUCCAAUAGUCGAAGCACUUAUGGACGGUACAUCAUUCAGCAAGCGUGAAGUUGCAGUGGCAACCUUGGGUAAAGUUGUUGAAAGCACUGGAUAUGUUGUGCGUCCUUACACGGAGUUUCCACACUUGCUGGGUCUACUUUUGAGAUUACUCAACAGUGAUCUUUCAGAUUCAGCCCGUAGAGAAGUGCUCAAAGUUUUAGGGAUAAUAGGUGCUCUUGAUCCUCAUCAACACAAACGAAAUCAGCAGUUCCUUCCAGGUCCACAUGGAGAAGGAGCUCGGGUUAAUGGAGCUGAAAGCGGAACUCAUAAUGCUCAAUCCCUGGAGGAGGUGCCUGUCGAGCUUCUUCAAUCUGGGGGUCUUUUAACCACAAAUGAAGACUACUUUCCUACAGUGGCCAUCAAAGCUCUGCUGCGAGUUCUUAGGGAUCCCACUUUGUCCAGUUACCAUCACAGGGUAGUAGGUUCCUUAAUGUACAUAUUGAAGUCAAUGGGACUUAGCUGUGUUCCCUAUCUUCCCAAGGUCCUUCCUGAACUCUUUUUUACUAUACGAAAUUGCGAAGAUGUCCUCAGAGAAUUCAGUUUCUGGCAACUUGCUUCUUUAGUCAGCAUUGUACGCCAGCAUAUUAGAAAAUAUCUUGGUGAGAUUCUCAAGCUAGUGCAUGAAUAUUGGAACCUGUUGAUGCUCCCUCUUUCACCGAGAACGGGUCCUUCAAUGCUACAUACGAAUGCUAAGGCAGGCAAUAUUUCACCGGUGUUGAAUCUAGUGGAACAGCUUAGUUUAGCAUUAAAUGAUGAAUUUCGGGGAUACUUGCCGGAGUUUUUACGCCUUUGUGUUACUGUUCUUACUGAUGCUGAGCGCACUGGUGAUUACAAGAAAGUACCCCCUGUUCUACAUACUUUUGAAGUUCUUGGAGGUAGUGUUGACGAGCAUAUGUACUUGAUACUUCCAGCUCUUGUACGCUUAUUUAGGCCUGAUGUCUCAAAUGCUCCCUUAGAAAUCCGGCGUGCAGCUAUCAAAACUCUUGGUCGACUGCUUCCUUGUGUGCAGGUGUCUGGACUCGUAUCAUCAGUUUUACUCCCUUUGACCAGGGUUCUUGACGGAAGCAUUAAUGAGUUACGCAAGGACGCUGUGGAUACUAUUUGUGCAUUAGCGGUGGCAAUGGGAGCUGAUUUUGCUUAUUAUGUGCCCUCUGUGCGGAAACCCAUGUUACGUCAUCAUGUACAUCAUCCACAGUUUGAUGCUUUGGAGACUCGUUUAAAUCGAAGGGAGCCCGCAUACAUGGAUGUCCAUUCCACUCCUCCGGCGACUGUACCACCUGUUGUUGCGUACGGAAGUAUUCCGUCGUCACCAUCGUUCCACAAUCUUAAUUGGGAUGGCGAAGUCUGUGAUGGGGAGAAUUUUGAUUCUUCUGGAAAUUCACGUCCUCUGACGGUGAAUGAAGGGGCUUUGAGAAUCGCAUGGGAGUCCAGUCAAAGAAGCACGAAAGAGGACUGGACAGAAUGGAUGCGUCAUUUCAGUGUGGAGCUUCUUAAAGAGUCCCCGUCACGCCCACUGCGAACCUGUGCAGGCCUUGCCCAAUUACAACCUUUUGUGGCCCGGGAACUGUUCGCAGCAGGUUUUGUCAGCUGUUGGUCACAGCUUAACCUUCAACACCAGGAACAGCUAGUGAGGAGUCUAGUGAUUGCAUUCUCUUCGCCUAACAUACCUCCUGAGAUUCUGGCGUCUUUGCUUAAUCUGGCUGAGUUCAUGGAGCAUGACGAAAAACCACUUCCAAUUGACAUUCGAACACUUGGACAACUUGCAGAGAAGUGUCAUGCUUACGCUAAGGCUUUGCACUACAAGGAAAUGGAAUUUGAAGGAGCACAGUCUAUGGAUUCUGACGCAAUCCAGGCCUUGACUGUGGAGACCCAGCCUCAGCCUGUUUCAGCGGUUGAGGCCUUGAUCCACAUUAACAAUCAAUUGAACCAACAUGAGGCUGCCAUGGGGAUCUUGACAUAUGCACGGAAGCACCUGCGAGUUGAUCUCAAGGAGUCAUGGUAUGAAAAGCUGCAACACUGGGAGUUGGCCUUGGAGGCUUACAAGAAAAAAGCUUUACAGUGCCAGUCUAACCCGGAUGAACUGCAGUCAGCUACACUAGGACGAAUGCGGUGUUUGGCAGCACUGGCACGAUGGGAGGAGCUGAGCAUUCUAUGUCGAGACAGUUGGAACCCUGUUGAAGUUUCUCGUUGCCACGAAAUGGCACCUAUGGCUGCUAGUGCUGCGUGGAACAUGGGAAACUGGAAGGAGAUGGAAAAGUAUGUUACUCUUUUAGAAGAUGGAACUAACACGCAGGUCCAUUUACCGACUCUGAAUACAAGCGGGAGCGGCAAUGGAGCAAGUGACGGUGCCUUCUUCAAAGCUGUUCUAUGUGUUCGACGCAGUGUCGACGCAAAGCGUCAAUCAGAUGCAGUAGAUCCCAACUCCCCAAGGUACAGGGAGUUAAUUGCUGGAUUUAAUAGAGAAAUCAAUGAAUCCAUGCAAGAAGCUAGUCAAUGCGUGCAAAAAGCACGUAAUUGUUUGGCCACCGAGCUUGCAGCGCUGGUCUUAGAAAGUUAUGACAGGGCGUACAGCAACAUGGUUCGGGUGCAACAACUUUCUGAGCUUGAAGAAGUUAUGGAGUACCUCUCUUUACCUUCACCAAAAGAACCUCGUGCUGAUUUGAUUCGGAAGAUGUGGCGGGAUCGCAUGCAUGGCACCAAGCGGAAAGUUGAGGUAUGGCAAUCACUUUUGGCUGUUCGGACAUUGGUGCUCCCACGAACUGAAGAUACGGAAACCUGGCUUAAAUUUGCUUCCUUGUGUCGCAAAAGCGGCCGAGACCGCCAAGCUCGAUCAACCUUGGUGAAACUUCUUCAGUAUGAUCCUGAAACAAGCCCACCUGAUGACCUUCCAUUCGCGAGUGCUCCACAAGUGAUGUUGGCUUACUAUAAGUAUCAGUGGUCUCUUGGGGAUGAAACACAAAGGAGAGACGCGUUCCUUCGGCUUCAGGAAAUAGCAGCGGAUUUGACAGAGCAAAACGUGGCUGAAGUAAGCGGGUUGUUUAUGCCAAAUGCAUCCUCUGAUGUUAGCUCGACUGUUGGGGGUGUGCCUCUUCUAGCGCGUGUACAUCUGAAGUUAGGCGCAUGGCGUUGGCACCUCAACCCUUCGUUAGACGAUGAGACCGUGCGAGGGAUUCUGAAAGACCUGUCGUCUGCAACACAGUAUGCCAGCAAAUGGGCAAAGGCAUGGCAUAAAUGGGCUCUCUUUAACACAGCCCUUAUUGUCUCCUACACUUCUCGAGGUCAACAUGCUGCUGCUGGUCGCCAUGUGGUUUUGGCUAUUAGUGCUUACUUUCGAUCAAUUGCCAAUGGAGCCGCAGACAAUGGCCGAGAUGGUUGUCUUCAGGAUAUAUUGAGGCUGCUCACCCUCUGGUUCUACCAUGGUGCCUCACGAGAUGUGCAAGAUGCACUGCAGAAGGGUUUUGAUUUAGUGCCAGUUGAGACAUGGUUGGCUGUGCUUCCUCAGAUAAUUGCUCGUAUUCAUUCCAAUACUCCUGCGGUCCGCACACUUAUUCAGCAACUUCUUGUUCGGAUUGGUCGAAGUCACCCACAGGCGCUGAUGUAUCCACUGCUAGUGGCUUGCAAAUCCAUUAGUACACUUAGGCAAAAGUCUGCUCAAUAUGUUGUUGAUCAAGUGCGUCAUCACAGUGGAACACUUGUUGAGCAGGCCCAGCUGGUCUCCAAAGAGCUCAUACGUGUUGCAAUACUUUGGCAUGAGAUGUGGCAUGAAGCUCUUGAAGAAGCCAGUCGCUUAUAUUUUGGGGAAAGGAAUGUGGAUGCUAUGUUCAACUGCCUGCAACCUUUACAUGCUCUACUCGAACGCGAAGGUCCUGUGACAGUUAAGGAACAACAAUUUGUUCAGAACUAUGGACGCGAACUUGCAGAGGCAAACGAAUGUUGUACGAAGUACAAGCGGACCGGGAAGGAAGCGGAACUUACUCAGGCCUGGGAUCUCUAUUAUCAUGUAUUCAAGCGCAUCAAUAAGCAGCUUCCUAGCUUGACAACAUUAGAGCUUCAGACUGUGUCACCCGAGCUUUUAGAAGCUCGAAAUUUGGAGCUAGCUGUUCCUGGAACAUAUCGGGCUGCUGCGCCUCUUGUCAAGAUUGCGGGGUUCUCCCACCAACUUGUUGUCAUCACUUCCAAACAGCGUCCGAGGAGAUUGACCAUCCAGGGCGACAACGGGAAAAACUACGAUUUUCUUCUUAAAGGGCAUGAAGACUUGCGUCAAGAUGAGCGCGUCAUGCAGUUAUUUGGGCUGGUAAACACACUGUUGGGGAAUUCACGUCUUACUGCGGAGAAAGACCUAUCAAUUCAGCGUUAUGAUGUUAUACCCCUUUCACCCAAUAGCGGUCUUAUUGGCUGGGUACCGAAUUGUGACACUCUUCAUCACCUUAUCCGCGAAUAUCGUGAUGCUCGCAAGGUCCUUGUGAACGCGGAACACCGAACAAUGCUGGGGUUUGCUCCUGAUUAUGAAAGGCUCACACUCAUGGCUAAGGUUGAAGUAUUUGAGCAUGCUUUGGACAAUUCACUUGGGAAUGACCUGGCUAAGGUUUUAUGGCUGAAAAGCAGAAGUUCUGAGGUCUGGCUUGACCGUCGGACUAAUUACACCCGCAGCUUGGCUGUCAUGAGCAUGGUUGGAUAUUUGCUUGGACUUGGAGAUAGACAUCCUAGCAAUCUCAUGUUGGACCGUCAUAGUGGGAAGAUCCUGCACAUUGAUUUUGGUGAUUGCUUUGAAGCAUCUAUGAAUCGUGAGAAAUUUCCGGAGAAGGUGCCAUUCAGACUUACUCGUAUGCUUGUGAAAGCCAUGGAAGUGAGCGGAAUAGAAGGGAAUUUCCGAUCCACUUGUGAGAAUGUCAUGCAAGUGUUGAGGACCAACAAAGAUAGUGUGAUGGCAAUGAUGGAAGCUUUUGUUCAUGAUCCCUUGAUUAAUUGGCGACUAUUCACAUUGCCCGAGCCACCUCACAUAACUGGUCAGGGUCGAGCUGGAGGACAUGGAAAUACAGAGGAAGGGAAUAGAACCUCUAAUAUUCCUUCUCCCCCACAACGCGGUGCACGAGAGCGUGAAUUGCUUCAGGCCUUGGGACAGCUUGGAGACGCAAAUGAAGUGCUAAAUGAGCGAGCGGUGGCUGUUAUGGCACGCAUGAGUAAUAAAUUAACUGGUCAUGAUUUCAUGCCCACCAGCACAGCCUCACACUUACUUGAGCCCAGAGGCGAUGGCCGGGAACUGGAGCCUGGAUUGAGUGUCAAAACCCAGGUGCAGAAGCUGAUUACUCAGGCCAUGUCUCAUGAGAAUCUUUGCCAGAGCUAUGUCGGGUGGUGCCCGUUCUGGUAGGAGAAACUAAAGAUGAGCAUAUGAUAACUUGUGGCAUAUUAUGCCCCUCUACAAAUACGUCAAUACUCUACAAGUCAAAAUCAUUUUUAUCUUUCGCCUUCAGGCUACAAAAAUUUGGUUACACCGUCUUGUCCGUUACGUUAUUUGGUCCAGAAUGUACUCUACAUGGCCGCCUUAAUGGAGCUUUGAGGAUGUCACCAACAUCUGAGGCGCAUACAUCUACGCUGUGUCGUGAUGCUUGAUCUGAAACUUGUUGCUAUUCAGCGGGGAGAUGGAUUUGUGUUGGAUUUUUAUCCUCGCAAUAUUCACACCAAGGCCGGCAGGCCAAGAUGGUACCUACAUUCAUGCCUGAGCUCGUCCAGUUUCCCCGCCAACUUGAAGUCUUAUGUGAUGACCAGCUCAUCCACUUGGCUUUCUUGGAAUAUCGACUUCAACAGAAUAGUCCGUAACGACCUCUUUGCUCUAUCACUUGAUUAAGUUGCCUCUAGAAGCUACCAUACGUUGAUGUCGGUUCCAUCAGCUUAGUGUUGGAUUUGUGUUGUUUUUAGUUUGCCAUGUGGGUUCAACAUAGGUUUAACCAAAGAGAACGUGACUUGUGUCACUUCUCAAUUUUAGUCAAGGGAAUUUUGAAUUAUUUAUGUAAGAAACCGACAUCACUGUAGGGUAUCAAGAAUGUUGCGGCGACAGAAACCUUUCCUAACACAUCUGUGCGGCAUUCUUGUAACACCACAGUCGAACUUCAUCGAUAGAAACUGAUAGUGAUGAAAUCAGGUAGUGGUAUGUUUUGCUUUUCUUGUACAUGAGAGCCCUUCCAGGCUAUAUCUGCUAUUUCUGUACAAAAUUUAUCUUGUAUAUACUUUCGUCUCAAGUCCUGCUCCUUCAAUGUCGUA
Molecule: messenger RNA, 8960 nt
Organism: Physcomitrium patens
Lineage: Eukaryota; Viridiplantae; Streptophyta; Bryopsida; Funariales; Funariaceae
Product: serine/threonine-protein kinase TOR
Biological process (GO): negative regulation of macroautophagy; TOR signaling
Cellular component (GO): nucleus; cytoplasm; TORC1 complex
Molecular function (GO): protein serine/threonine kinase activity; protein-containing complex binding; protein binding
Source: RefSeq, a predicted model, not a curated record